GCACAAAAAUCGUUUUUCAAUAAACAUCUUAGUAUCAAAUUUAACCACUUUCCACCUUAAUAUUGAGUUACAUAAACAAGUUAAACAGUUUACUUACAGACUUAUCUAUUCCAAGGCUUGUAAGAGCUAACACAACUUGUCUACUUCUCAAUUGUCUCAUGAACUGAACUGACGUCGCCAACCCAGAAGUGCCCAAACUAAUGACGCGUAGUAUUUUCAUACCGCCACAAGGUGUCAGUAAGAGUCUACAAUCAAAUGGGCAUAACAUUGCCCAUUUGGGAUUCGUUCCCAGGGAUUCGAAUAAAGAACCAACUCUUUUCCUUUACUAUAGUGGCCUCGAUAACGGGAACCGGUUCUCAAAAAGGGAUUUGAGUCCAUGGAAUCGGUUCUUUUCUUAUUGAACAACCAGGAAAAUCGGUUUCGAACAUCAUCCCUACUCUACGUGCUUAUAUACAUGUAGGGCUGAGCGAUAUGGCCUUUUAAUAAUAUCUCAAUAUUUUCAGGCCAUGUCACGAUACACGAUAUAUACUGUAUCUCCAUAUUUUGCCUUAGCCUUGAAUGAACACUUGAUGCAUAUAAUCACAGCAGUAUGAUGAUUCUAUGUCUCUACAUUAAAACAUUUUUCUUCAUACUGCAUUAAUAUAUGCUCAUUUUAAACUUUCAUGCAGAGAAGGAAACAACAAUUCCCGUCCCACAGGAAAUGCCCUGUGGGACGGGAUUCGUUCCCAGGGAUUCGAAUAAAGAACCAACUCUUUUCCUUUACUAUAGUGGUCUCGAUAACAUGAACCGGUUCUCAAAAAGGGAUUCGAGUCCAUGGAAUCGGUUCUUUUCUUAUCGAACAACCGGGAGAACCGGUUUCGAACAUCAUCCCUAUUUACUACACAUUCAGAAUAAAAGUGCAAGCUUAUGUUUGUACGUUUUUUUUUUCUUUUUCUUGCCUAGGCAGCCAUCGACUCUUAACACAAUUUUGUGUGGCGGCCCACUGUGUGGGAGUCCCUGCUCUAGUGUACACUGUAUAUAGAAACAUGAGGUGUGUGGGCGUGGCCUAAACAUGGUGCAUCAUGGUGGUGUCUGUUGGUGCUUGCAUGCAGGAGCCAACAGAGGGAGAGCAGUUUCUCUCUAAAUUUAACUCUAAACUCUCUCUUUCUCUCUCUCUCUCUCGCUCUGGUCUGUGUGUUUGUGUCUUCUGACUUCCGUGGGAGCGCCAAAGCGGAGGCUGAGCUUCAGAACACAAGAAGAGGCGCCAUGGAGGGUCUGUGUUUGGACGCCGCCACCGCCGAGGAGGUGGGGUACCAGCUGACGCUAACGGGCUCCGUCCCGGUCCACCGCAUGACCACCAUGCCGAUGCUGCCCUGGGUGGUGGCCCAGGUCGGCCGCGCCCGGCGGACGCCGGGGCGGGCCGUGUCGCUGUCCGUGUCGCCGUCGCGGGUGCGCUGCGUUCUGCGGCGUGCCGAGGGGGCGCUGUGGGACCCGCUGACGCACGCCGUUCUGUUCGAGUGCCGGCCGCAUCAGGUGACCAAGCUCCUCCACAACAGCCGGGAGCCCGGCAGCUUCGGGUGCCUGCUCAGGGACGCCCCGGCCUGCGCCUGCUACGUCUUCACGUGCGAGGAUAGCACCAGGGUCCAUGAGAUCAUCAGUACACUGAGGCAGGCUGGCAAAAGCUCCUCUCGCAACGAUGACACGCCCGCCUUUCCCGACAAAACUUCGGCAGACCCCGGCGGCGCCAAGCCGUCGGAAUCUUACCUGGGCUUCCCUCCCCUCCCCGCAGCAGGCUCUGUGGCGAAAAACCCCACCGUGUCCCCGGCGGCCUUUGCCAAAAGGUUUGAGGUGCUCUUCUGCGGCCGCGUGAGCGUGGCUCACAAGAAGGCCCCGCCCGCACUAAUCGACGAAUGCAUCGAGAAGUUCAGCCAGCUGCCUCAGGGCUCCGGGGCCGCGAGAAGAGGGGUCAACGUCAGCGGGGGCUUAGUCGGCGGGCUGAAGAGAGCGCUCGCCUUCCAGUCUAACGGACUGGGUAGCAACGCUGCUGCCGGCAGCCCCACCGGCGGCAAACGGCCGCUGCUGUUCAAACGAGAUCCCAGCUUCCCCUCCCUGCAGGCGCUGGACGAGAAUGGACUCUCGCCAGAGCUCUCUCACGUAAACACUACUGACGCCAGCGCUCGCUCCCCUGGGGUGCAGCCCACCAGCCUGCAGGAGAACAGGACCAUGCUGUUUACGGUGGGGAGGUCACAGAUCUUUCUGGUUAGUCCGGACACGAAAAAGGUUGCAAUUGAGAAGAGUUUCCGUGAAAUAUCCUUCUGCUCACAAGGUAUUUGCCACGUGGACCACUUUGGCUUCAUUUGCAGGGAGACGGUGGAAGGAGGAAGCUGCCACUUCGUCUGCUACGUCUUUCAGUGUGCGGAUGAAUCACUGGUGGACGAGAUAAUGCUGACCUUGAAGCAGGCGUUCUCUGUGGCAGCCGUGCAGCAGAAUGCAAAGACCCAGAGCCAACAGUGUGACAGCUGCCCCAUGGUGCAGCUCCACAGGCUCUGUGAGAGAAUCGAAGGUCUAAAUGCAUCGAAAACCAAGCUGGAGCUUCAGAGACACCUGGCAGAGCUGGACAACAAGGACCAAGCUGCAAUUUUUGAAAACACUAUGAAGUCGCAUCCUAAGAGUGAGCAGGAGGAAAAUGAGCUUAUCAUGUCAGCAUUGAGGAACUUGUAUGAAGAGAGACAGAUGAUCCAUCACCACACACUGCCUAAGGACACUAAAAAGAACGAGGAGGCACCCGCUGCACCUGUUGAGGCGCAGCAACAAACGAGCAGUCGCCAGCGGCUGGAACAGUUCAAGAGUAGAGCCAAGCGCUCUUUAACCGAGUCUUUGGAGGGCAUCUGGAAGGGGAGCAGCAAGGCCAUGGCUCCGAGGGGCAACAGUGACAGAAGCAAUAGUGUCUCCUCGGUCUCCUCUGUCAUUGGCCAGGACCAGUCCAGCUUAGUUGACCCCUUCCCUCCCCCUGCCCAGCUGGGACCCACCAGCCCGUUGAGGGGCCACAACUCGACAGGAGACCUGAAGCGCCUUGACCCCUAUCCCUCCCCGUCUCCCUCCCCCACGUCAGCGGGUGACAGUCAGUCGCAGGGCUUUCGCAAACGAGCCAGCACCUUCAGCCACCCCCCAACCCCCACCUCGGCCGAUCAUUCACCAGCGCAAACUUUAACCGACACGCCACAGCAGGACCCCGCCUCCGCUUCAAAGCCCAAGCUGUUACGACACUACUCCGUCGGCGCCGACAGGCCACACCAGAGCAAACACGUACCGUCCGACACCGCCCUUCCUCCUCUUCUUAAUUGCUCCUCAUCCUCCUCUCCUCUGCUCCCUCCUUCCUCCCCUUCAUCCGGAGCCAGGCUCAGUAGGAGACGUCCUCUGGGUGGACUUCGUGCUCGACUACACUCCUCCUCCUCUGUUCCUAAUUUCCUAAAAUUUCAAUUCCUGGCCCCUGUCGAAGAAAACGACUGUCCAGAAACAAAGAGCAGUGAUCUAGCAGCCUUCUACAUAUCAAGUGCAGAAUGUGAAGUUGGGGAAAGCCCUCUGCGCCACCGCCACUCCUGGAGACAGCAGAUUUUCCUGCGAGUCGCUACACCUCAGAAAAACACAGAUAUUAACGAGCGCGGAGACUGUCUGGACGGGGUUCAUGUGUGCGGGGGCCAAGCGGUAGGUGCGGGGAGUGCGGAGUCGUCCAUGAGAGCAGUGCCUGAAGAGAGGACAAGAAAGAGCAAAGAGGAACUCAGGGAGCUAUGGAGGAAAGCCAUCCUACAGCAGAUUCUCCUGCAGAGGAUGGAGAGAGAGAACCAGAAGCUGCAGGCCUCAGAGAGCGACCUGCAGAACAAGCGCCUCAAGCUGGACUACGAGGAAAUCACGCCAUGCCUGAAGGAGGUCACUCUGGUCUGGGAGAAGAUGCUGGGAACUCCUGGAAGGGCAAAGGUCAAAUUUGACACCGAAACCAUACACGCGUCGGUUACACAAGGUGUCCCGAGGCAGCAUCGAGGCGAGAUCUGGAAGUUCCUCUCCGAGCAGUUCCUGCUCAAGCAGACUGUCCCGUCGCGGCCACCGACCACUGACAUGCCGUACAAGGAGCUGCUCAAACAACUCACCUCACAGCAGCACGCCAUCCUUAUUGACCUAGGUCGCACUUUUCCCACUCAUCCCUAUUUCCAAGCCCAGCUGGGGGCCGGACAGCUUUCUCUGUAUAAUAUUCUCAAGGCCUACUCGUUGCUGGACCCAGAGGUGGGGUACUGCCAGGGCUUGUCCUUCAUCGCAGGAGUGUUGCUGUUACACAUGGGGGAGGAAGACGCCUUCAACAUGCUCAAGUUUCUCAUGUAUGACGUGGGACUCCGCAGACAGUAUAGGCCUGACAUGAUUAUACUGCAGAUUCAGAUGUACCAGCUGUCACGUCUGCUCCACGACUACCACCGGGAUCUCUACAGCCACCUGGAGCAGCAGGAAAUCGGGCCCAGCCUGUACGCCACGCCGUGGUUCCUGACUGCCUUCGCCUCGCACUUCCCUCUGGGCUUUGUGGCGAGAGUCUUCGAUAUGUUGUUCCUGCAGGGGGCGGAGGUCAUAUUUAAAGUGGCCCUGAGUCUCCUGGGGAGCCACAAGCCUCUGAUCCUGCAGCAUGACAGCCUGGAGUCCAUUGUGGACUUCAUCAAGACCACGCUUCCCAACCUGGGCUUGGUGCAGAUGGAGAAAACUAUCAUCCAGGUUUGUGAGAUGGAUGUGUCCAAGCAGCUCCAGGCGUACGAGGUUGAGUACCACGUCUUGCAGGAUGAGCUCCUGGACACGCCUCCGACCCUCAAUCAACACCAGCGCGCUGCACAGCUGGAGAGGACCAAUCAGAGCCUGCGACAGCAGAACCUGGACUUGCUUGAGGAGCUGCAGGUGUCGUACGCCCGAGUGUGCAGCCUGGAGAGUCGCGUGGCGGCGCUGGUGCAGUCGGACGCCGAGCUGCGGGAGCAGGUGAGCGCUCUGAAGCAGGAGAAGCUGCAGCUGGUAAGCACGGCCACGCGUCUCCAGGACCUGCUCACCACCCUCGGCAUACACAGCACUCCCGACGGCGUGGAAAUACAGCCCCCCCUGACCACAGCGGGGGACAAGGUGGGUGCACCGGCAGGACAGGAGGACAGGACUUUGGAGUUCCUUCGCCGCCCCGUCAUAUUAGUGGAGAGGAAGGUCAAUGGACAAGGGGAGACUUUGACAUGACUUAAGUUCUUUGUUCCAACACAAAAUGUACUUCCUUAAAAGAGGAGGCGAGCAGAAUCAUAUUUAUAAAAGAAAAAAAGUCAUGCACCUUGUGUGAUAAACUAGCAUGUGAUUGGACCAGCCUGUCCCAAAGAUGGCCCCUCACUGUAUUAGCACUUGGAUCUUGAGUCCCUGGCCCGAGAUUUGUUCCCAAAGAACGUCACGUGAGAAUGUGAACGAGUGAAGAAGUGAACUUCACGAGUAAAGUAUGUUGAUGUUGUGUCCAGAAUGACGCAAGCUGAAUGUUGGAGCCUGCUGGGAGGAAAGUGAUCCGCUCCACUUUUGACUCAACAAAAACAUUGUUUUUCUAAGUAUACUCAUGCCUUACUGUAAGUCAAAGUAGACGUCGUUUUUUUUUUUUUUGUUUUUUUACCUGGAAUUACCUCUGGUUUAUAAACCUUGACUGUAUUGGACACACUGUAUUCCUUCCAGUGGACCUACAGCUUCAAAUGAUGUUUGUGCACUGGUUGCAACAAAUCUAUUCAAUUUACACUGUAAAGCAGGGCUAUUCAACUAGCGGCCCAGGGGCCACACCCAGCCCCGGAAUGACAACAUACCGGUCCCCGAGUUCAGUUCAAAACUCGGGAGUCAAAUUCCUAAAAAAAAAAACACAAGUGCUCCUGUUAUAUAGAGGAACUUGGACCAUGGCAACACUUUGGUGGAUCAUUGCAUUGACACUUUAACCUUGCCAGCAAACACAGAACACUGAGGUCCAAACGUGUGAUUUACAGAACUGAGGCGUUCCUCAAGGCACCCCUUUAAGUCCUCUCCUUUUUGGCAGUUACACAUUUUUUUUUGCGUGAAGUGAUUGUUGUAAGUAAGGUGUUGCUGUAGCUUGUUUAUGUCAGAGGGAGUCAGUAGUCAUUUGUUCAACUUCUUUAGAUGAACUCGUGGUGUUCCUCAGGGUUCCAUUUUAGGUCCUCUCUUUUUCAUCAUUUGGGCUUUUCGACUGCUCCACGAGUUCAGUUGAAGAAAAACUUUUGAGGGACUCACAUUUUUAAACGCUAGAGCAGGGGUGUACAAACUACGGUCCGUGUGCGGCCCGCCAGCGUCUUCAAUUUGAGUUAAAUACGGAAUCUGGCCGAUUUCCAUUCAUUUUUAAAAGUCCGUUUAUAUGCUGCGUCGCCAUCUUGUGGACAACAUAAGUAAUUCAGGUCCAUCACCACUUACUAUGUAUGUAACCAAGCGCAGCAUUUACCUGUAUAACUAAAUACAAACAACCUUCCCCAGUCAUGGUGCAAAAAAGAAAAUUGUACCAGCAUAAAAUGGUAUUAUAAAAUAACGUUAAAAAAAAUAAAAAUUAAAAAAAUAAAUAACGUCCGUGCACCAUUACAUUUCAGAAUUACACCCAUUUAGAUCUAUUACUAAGCAUGAUGGGAAAAAUGCAAAACACCAUCUCCACACUUAUUCAUGUUUGGCACAUUUUAGCUGCUUUAUAUUUCUGAUUGAUUACAAAACUUUAAGGAGGUCGUCACGGAAGUAAACAAGUCCAACUUUCACAUACCCUUAAUAUCCAAUUAUAUUAAUUAUUAAUCGUACUGUAUAUCUAUUAUGUUAAUAUAAUAUGUACACCUAUAUAUAUAUAUGUGUGUGUGUGUGUGUAUAUAUAUGUGUGUAUAUAUAUAUGUGUAUAUAUAUAUGUAUAUAUAUAUGUAUAUAUAUAUAUAUAUAUGUAUAUUUAUAUAUAUAUAUUAGGGCUGCAACUAACGAUUAAUUUGAUAAUCGAUUAAUCUUUCGAUUAUUACUUCGAUUAAUAAUCGGAUAAAAAAAGACAAACUACAUUUCUAUCCUUUCCAGUAUUUUAUUGAAAAAAAAACAGAAAACUGGCCCCAUACUUAUUUUGAUUAUUGUUUCUCAGCUGUUUGUACAUGUUGCAGUUUAUAAAUAAAGGUUUAUUAAAAAAAAUAAAAAAUUGCCUAUGCGCAUAGCAUAGAUCCAACGAAUCGAUGACUAAAUUAAUCGCUAACUGUUUGUAUAAUCGAUUUAAUCGAUUAGU
Molecule: messenger RNA, 7264 nt
Organism: Entelurus aequoreus (snake pipefish)
Lineage: Eukaryota; Metazoa; Chordata; Actinopteri; Syngnathiformes; Syngnathidae
Gene: tbc1d1
Product: TBC1 (tre-2/USP6, BUB2, cdc16) domain family, member 1
Exons: 23
Coding region: 1246-5229 (1327 amino acids)
Source: RefSeq, a predicted model, not a curated record